AUGAGAUUUAUUUAUUUAUUUUUAACAAUUCUACCUAUUUCUUCAUAUUCUUUCAUUGUUGGUGGAUGCAUUGGUCCGAAGUCUGUAUUGGAAAGGUUUCUGAAUGAUAAACAGAAAACUGAAUUGAGAAAAAUAGUGCACAACAAGUUUGAUGGAUCCAACUCCGAACAGGUACUGGAAGAAUCGAACCGAUAUGUAUACGGGCAUGUAACUGAGGAGCAAUGGCAUUCAAUAGUUCCAGAACUGGCAGAAUAUCAAGCAAAGAAACACGAAUGUUCAGUUUAUGCUCAGCUUCUUCCGAAACAAUUGUAUCAACAGCUCCUAAAAUCAGUCCUUCGUGCUUCUGAAAUGGGCGCAUCGAAGUACGAUGUGAAAAGACUCGUUGAUGAUUAUGUGGAUAGACUCGCGAAAAAUGGAGUACUUCCAGAUGUAAUGGAUAAAGCACCCACAUUACCACGUGUCACACUACCUGAGUCCGAAAUCGCAUCUCAAUCUUAUCGAAAAUACCCGAAAAAGCCAAAAACCAUGGGAAAAGGGAAUAUGAAUAAUGGAAACAUGAAUAGAAAUGGAAUGGGUCCCGUCCAUCCAACAUUGAUCAAAUUUCCCGAACAGCAAAGAAAAACAACGAAUAAUAGAGAGAAGAACCCCAGAAAUAAUUACGGAAACAUUGGAAAUGGUCCAGUGAUGAAUAGAAAUAAGAAUACAGGAAGACAAAGUGGACAUCCGGACAACAUGGGCCUCCCAAUGUUUCCAAUUGCGAGACCAACACCAUACGAUCUAUCAGAGUUUAUGGAAAUUGGAGGAAAUAACGGAAGAUCAAGUCACAGAACUCCUCAGAACUUCCGAAGAUAUCCGGAACAUGAAUGUGAUUAUUAUGCAGGACCUUGUGCAACAUCAUUCUGA
Molecule: messenger RNA, 903 nt
Organism: Caenorhabditis remanei
Lineage: Eukaryota; Metazoa; Nematoda; Chromadorea; Rhabditida; Rhabditidae
Exons: 6
Coding region: 1-903 (300 amino acids)
Source: RefSeq, a predicted model, not a curated record